Messenger RNA from Chenopodium quinoa (quinoa), 1346 nucleotides. RefSeq names its product probable prolyl 4-hydroxylase 4. Gene Ontology annotation, biological process: peptidyl-proline hydroxylation to 4-hydroxy-L-proline. The transcript has 7 exons. NCBI's taxonomy places the organism in Eukaryota, Viridiplantae, Streptophyta, Magnoliopsida, Caryophyllales, Amaranthaceae. The coding region runs from base 195 to 1094 and encodes 299 amino acids. The record is from RefSeq and is a predicted model, not a curated record. Gene Ontology annotation, cellular component: endoplasmic reticulum. Gene Ontology annotation, molecular function: procollagen-proline 4-dioxygenase activity; L-ascorbic acid binding; iron ion binding.
CAAACUAUCAAACAAAAUUUAUUAAGCUACAAUUAAAAAUUACUACUUCAUCUUAACCUUCCUGCUUCCAUUUUCGAGCUAGUGAUUAGAUAUUAACAAACUGCAAUCUUCAAUAUUAAACAAGCUAAAAUCAAUAACUAAUUGAUUUCGAAGUUGACUCAAAAGUUAAAAAAUUUCUCCAUCAAAUUCUCACCAUGAAUCGAGGGUUUCUGCCACAAAUCAUAUCCCUAUUUUCAAUCGUGUUGCUGAUCAAUGGAUCUCUUAGCACGGCCGUGAAUUCAGCUCUUUUUAAAAUUGAUCCUUCCAAAGUCAGGCAAAUUUCUUGGAAACCCAGGGCAUUUGUAUAUGAGAAAUUUUUGACUGAUGAAGAAUGUGAUCAUUUGAUAUCAAUUGCGAAAAAGGAACUGAAGAGGUCAGCUGUGGCAGAUAAUGAGUCUGGGGAUAGCCAGUUUAGUGAGGUCAGGACAAGCUCCGGCGCCUUUAUCAGCAAUGCAAAGGAUGAUAUUGUAGAACAUAUAGAGCAAAAACUUGCAGUCUGGACAUUCUUACCACAAGAGAAUGGCGAGGACAUACAAGUUCUUAGAUAUGAGGAAGGACAGAAGUAUGAGGCUCACUAUGAUUACUUUGUUGAUAAAGUUAACAUUGCUCGUGGUGGCCAUCGUUAUGCAACCGUUCUUAUGUAUCUAUCAGAUGUUAUGAAAGGCGGUGAGACAGUGUUUCCAAACGCAGAGUUGUCAGAACGUCAAAAGGCAGCUAUUGCAGCAAAUGAUGAUUUGUCCGAGUGUGGAAAGAAAGGCAUUGCAGUGAAACCAAAGAAAGGGGAUGCUCUUUUGUUCUUCAGUCUGUCUCCAAAUGCUGUUCCUGACCAGAUGAGUCUCCACGGAGGCUGUCCUGUGAUUGAGGGUGAGAAAUGGUCUGCCACCAAGUGGAUUCACGUUGACAAUUUUGACAAAAUCCUCACAGAUGGUUGUAGUGAUCGCAAUCAAAAUUGUGAGAGGUGGGCUGCGCUUGGUGAGUGCACUAGGAACCCGGAAUAUAUGGUGGGAACUGCUCAGCUUCCAGGUUACUGUCGGAGAAGUUGCAAUGUCUGUUAGUUUGGCUGUUCUAUAAUAUUGCAGAUGAGGCUGAUGUAAAGUUGCUGUUACAUUCUUUAUCCUCACUGAGUUAUUACCUUUGUUCCAUAUUUUCCACGAAAGUUUUGGACAUGCAAUGACAUCUUUGUGGGAAAAAAGUUAUAGGUUGUACUGUAAUUUACCCCUGUAAUUUCUUUUCUAAUAUUUACACUGUAAUAUCUUUUUAAAAAAAAAAAAUUAGCUUUAUACAUCCAUAGCAGUUUCUUGUUGCUA